Chelmon rostratus (copperband butterflyfish) is the source of this 1095-nucleotide messenger RNA. RefSeq names its product transmembrane protein 255B. Bases 1 to 1095 code for a protein of 364 amino acids. Lineage: Eukaryota; Metazoa; Chordata; Actinopteri; Chaetodontiformes; Chaetodontidae. The record is from RefSeq and is a predicted model, not a curated record. The transcript has 10 exons.
AUGCAGCAGCCUGAAACCCAGCAGGCAACUCAGCAAACAGCGACAGAAAUACUGGACCCUGCAGUUCAGUACCAGCGUCGGAGGAGGUCGGCUCUGUGGGUGACUGUGUCUCUGCUGGCUCUGGCUCUGCUGGUGCUGACUGUGGGCCUGAUCUCUGCCACUCGCACAGACAACGUGCCUGUUGCUGGAUAUUACCCCGGCAUCACCCUGAGUUUUGGAGCAUUUCUGGGCAUCGUUGGCAUCCACCUGGUGGAAAACCGCAGACCCAUGCUCAUGGCAGCGAUCAUUUUCAUCAGCAUCGGAGUCAUCGCGUCUUUCUUCUGUGCCAUCGUGGAUGGGAUCAUCGCGUCAGAGUUCAUCGACACAAGACCUUUGCAGGAGGACAUAUGUGACUUCUACGCCAGUGGAUCGGGCUACGCCUACGACAGCUACUAUACUGAGAAAACCUCUUCUCUGGCACUGCAGGUGACGUGCCGUUCUUUCAACAAAGCGUGCAAGUUAAAACUGAGGAGCAACACCUGCUACUGCUGCUACCUGUACAACUGUGAGAGCACAGAGUACCACACACAGUAUUACGAGUUCACCGGGGUCAGCAGCUGCUGGGAUGUGAUCCACCUGCACCGCCUGCUGUGGGCCUCAGUGGUGCUCAACGUGAUCGGCUUGUUCCUGGGAAUCAUCACUGCCGCCAUCCUCGGAGCGUACAAGGAUAUGCAGAAGCCGACUCCACAGACAGCCCCCAGCCCAACGCCGCCGCCACACAUCCUGUACAACCCGACGCAGCACAUGCUCACCUACGCUGGCUUCUGUCCUUCAGGACAGACCCUGCCCGCCUACCCCAACUAUCCAAUGCCCAUGCAGCAUAACAGCAGCUAUCAGCCACCUGCUACUCCCCAGCUGAUUCCUGAGGGAGGCCCCGCGUCCAACCCCUGCCUGUCUGAGGAGAACCAGAGCCAGCAGCCCUCUCAGGCUCCCACCCAGCCACAGCCUCAAGGAGCCAACCAGGAAGCCGGGGGCUACAUGCUGACACCCAACGCUCCCGUCCUCUACGGAUCCUCCUACAGCCCCUUUGAGAAGCCUCCACCUUACGCCUGCUGA